Messenger RNA from Epinephelus fuscoguttatus (brown-marbled grouper), 3259 nucleotides. Its product is annotated as polypeptide N-acetylgalactosaminyltransferase 15-like. The record is from RefSeq and is a predicted model, not a curated record. Lineage: Eukaryota; Metazoa; Chordata; Actinopteri; Perciformes; Serranidae. Gene Ontology annotation, cellular component: Golgi apparatus. The coding region runs from base 868 to 2823 and encodes 651 amino acids. The transcript is spliced from 10 exons.
GACCGCCCCGCUUCCCGGCACCGACAGACGGUCAUGAGACUGCGAGGCCCGCCGCCAGCUGGCCGGAGAAAGCAUCUUUGAUGUGUGACGCACCGGGGAGACGCCUGCACCAAGCCGAGUCUCUCUCACACACACAGAAAUACUGGAGGAAAUAUAAAAACACUGUCCCAUUCCACUGCAAUGUGGGGUUAUUUAUAACAUACUGUUUGUUCUGCUGGGAAACACACCGAGUUUUGAAAUUCCGAGUUUCAUGACAAGGAAAAUUGGCGCCUUAUGGCGAUAAAAAUAAGUCCCAUAGGCAUUAAAACUCCUACAAUGACUUGUGAUGCAGCUUUGAAAAAAACAAAAGACACCAAAGUGGUUGGCUGUUUGUUCUUUGAGUGUGGGAGCUGGAUUUUUCAUUGUAUUCAGUCAGAGUUUGUAUGAAAAGGUGUUUUAAUCCCUGUUAUCAUCUGAGCUACUGAGGUUGCUUUGAGGAUCAGCUCAGUGAGCAGGUGUAGGAGCAGGUGGAUGUAUCAGGUGCAUCUUCAGACGAGCUCAAAUUUACGCAGGCUUUAGGACCCCGGGAUGAGCUGGAUGAGAGGCAAAGUCUGCGCACCUCCACCCUGACAAGAAGUUGAGGGGUUUGUCUUCUUGAACCUGCCUUGUCUGUCACUCGUGUCUCAGGUCUGGUGCUCCAUGGAUGCAGCGCUACACUCCACAACACUGACAGGCGAGUUAUUUAUUUUUCUGCUGUUUGGAUAAUACCCGUAGAGCCUCGUCACUUUGCUGAAAUGUAACUUCAAAGUUGAGUAAAAGCGCAAAAAUGGGGAAGUCAAGACAGCACCGGGCCAACUUCGUAUCCCCCUCUCCUCUGCGCUCUUCAUCAUGAGGCUGUGGGGCAGAGCUACAGCUCUCCGGAGGAAGGUGCUCUGCCUCUGGCUGCUGCUCCUCGGCUUCGCCCUGGUUGUUCUGGCGCUCUCGGACCUCUUCAACCGGGACCGGGGCCGCAGUUAUCAGAAACCUGGACUCCCCCUCCACCCCCUCCAUCGGAUUCCCGAUUCACCGGAUCUGGAGGUCAUAGUGGACUCGCGUGACCCUGCGUUAGAGCUCGCUGUCGAUCUCGCCCCGCUAAAAUCUCUGCAAGAAGACCAGCUUUUAUUCGUGCCAUCGACGCAGGGCACCAAGAACCCGCCGCAGCAGAAAAAGGGGAGCUACAAGGUGCUCCUACCCGGAGCAAAUAAGGAUACCCACGCCCCCGCGCCUCCGACGCACGGUGAAAUGGGGAAAGCGGUACAGCUACAUCUGGAGGGCACGGAGAGGGACAUGGAGCUCUCUGCGCUGGAGAAGUACGGUUUCAACGAGGUGGUUAGCGAGAGGAUUUCACUGCAUCGCCUGCUGCCCGAGGCGCGCCAUCCUGAGUGUUUGGGGGAGCAGUACAGCGAGUCGCUGCCGUCGGCCAGUGUUGUUAUUUGUUUCCAUGACGAGGCUUGGUCCACGCUCCUGCGCACCGUGCACAGCGUGUUGGACAAUGCACCCAGGCAGUAUCUGCAGGAGGUUCUGCUAGUGGACGACCUGAGCCAGCACGGACACCUGAAGAGUGUGCUAAGUGAGUAUGUGUCUCAUCUGGACGGGGUGCGUUUGAUUCGCAGCACCAAGCGCCUGGGGGUUGGAGGAUGCCGUAGUCUGGGUGCUGCCAGAGCUGCAGGGGAGGUGCUGGUGUUCAUGGACUCCCAUUGUGAAUGUCAGAAGGGCUGGCUGGAACCACUGCUGGAGAGAGUGGCCCAGGACAGGACCAGAGUGGUGUCCCCCAUCAUGGAUGUGAUAGACUGGCAGACCUUCCAGUACAAUGCCACCCAGUGGCCGGUCAGGGGAGUCUUUGACUGGAGGCUUGACUUCUUGUGGGAAUCUAACCCUCAGCUGCAAGAUAAGGACCCAGAUUCAGCUGUUCGACCUCUGCAGAGCCCAGCAUUAGGAGGCGGAGUUGUGGCCAUUGACAGACAUUUCUUCCAGAGUGUGGGAGCCUACGACCCGGGGAUGCUGCUGUGGGGAGUGGAACAAAUUGAGCUGUCAAUCAGGGUGUGGUCAUGCGGGGGCUCCAUGGAGGUGGUUCCCUGCUCCCGUGUGGCCCACCUGGACCACCACCACCUGCCUUACCGCUUCCCAGACCAGGAGUUGCUUCAGAGGAACAAGAUCCGGAUUGCAGACACCUGGAUGGACGCAUACAGGAAGAUCUUCUAUAGGAGGGACACACUUGCUCAUUUCAUCAGGCAGUCUGAGAGCCCGAACAUCACAGAGCGUCUGCGGCUUAAGAGGAGUCUGGGCUGUCGGAACUUCCACUGGUACCUGAGCACAGUUUAUCCACAACUUUACAUCCCCCAGGACAGACCUGCACUGUCAGGCGAGCUGUACAAUGUCGGCACCGGCAGCUGUGCGGACUACCCCCGAGGGCAGGGACUACAGGGUGGGGUCAUGAACGUAGCGCCCUGCAGUGGAACGGGCAGCCAGCACUGCGAUCUAAACUCUGACUUUGAGGUGCGAUGGGGUCCCAUGGGGGCUUUGUGUUUGGACGUCAAGGGAGAGAGGGUGGUCUUGUCUCUGUGCCCUACACGCCGACCAACCGCCAGCAGACUCCAGUGGAAGUUCGUAAAGCUGAGCGGUCAACUCGUUCACCAGCUUUCCCAGUUGUGUCUGGAGGUCGUAAAGGAAGGAGGGGUCCCACAAAGCAGCCCAAAAGAAGUCAACACCCAAAGCAAGACAGGAGGUCUCUUUCUGCGGCCCUGCACCCAUCAUCCCAGACAACAGUGGCACUUUGAGCAACUAGUAGCUCCUAAAGGUGCCUGACACAGACAGCACAAAGGGAUUAGUGGAAUUGCAAGAUGUGAAUUCUAGACAAAUAUGUGUUAUAUAUAGUGGCAGACACAGUAGUGACACUUUCUUUGCUCCACUUUGCCACUCUGCUUUUUUGUUCCUGUUUUAAGGAUUGCAAAUACAAUUGAUUGUGUUAAAUAAUAGACAACAGAAUAUAUAGGAUAAUAGAAUACAUGAUAUGAUUGAUGAAACAAAGUCUUUAUUUAAAACUGUUUUUGUUAGAAAUAUUGUAUUUAUGUACAUUUAAUCAAAGUGUGAAAAAUGUGAAAAGGAUAUUAAAUUAUCUUUUACUUCAGUAAAUGCUUUCGUAAUUCAUGUGUAAAUGUGUUUGUGUAAAUUUAUGAAAGUAUUCACCAGACAGAAUCACAAUAUAAACCGUUACAUCUCUAUGAAGUGAUCACAGGUUGGA